CGAUUUCAUCGGUGUACGUGGAAAAAUCGCGAGUAACCGUGUGAAUUUAUGGAACAUCAGUUCACGUGCUCGUGAUACUUUCAGAAACAUUGAAAGUGUUUAUUGUGCUUGGGAAUUUUAAUAACGGUGUUGUAUCAGUGCAUAAAUGGUGGAUUAUUAUAAUUACAAGAUGUCAGGCAGCGAGGAGGAACCUGAGUCGCAUUCGCAGCCAGGGAUGACCAAGGCGGAAUUGCGGAGGAGCAACAAGCCGAUCAUGGAGAAACGGAGGCGUGCUCGGAUAAAUCAGUGUCUGGACGAGCUGAAGAGCCUGAUACUCGAGGCGAUGAAAAAAGACCCAACUAGGCAUUCGAAACUCGAGAAGGCCGAUAUCCUCGAGAUGACGGUGAAGCAUUUACAAGCGGUACAGCGUCAGCAAUUGAGCACGGCGGUCGCUACCGACCCGGCGGUGCUAACUAAAUUCCGUUCCGGAUUUUCUGAAUGUGCUACCGAAGUAUCGCGGUACGUCAGCCACCUCGAGAACGUCGACCCUGUUGUGAAGCAACGACUGGUAUCACAUUUGAACAAUUGCGUUAGCAAUCUCCAGCAAAUGGCGCCAUUCUACAGCCACUACGUGCCCUACAUGCCGGAACGCCUCUAUCCGGAGGUGAAGGUCGGUUUCCAGAGCGAUUUCCAGAAUGGCGACGAGAAUAAUAAUGGAAGUGCCAGGAUACAGAUACCGAACGGGGUUCAACUGAUACCCAGCAGACUUCCUACAGGAGAGUUGGCCCUUUUGGUACCCCAGUCGGCCAACAUCUCGGCAAACUUUCCUUUCUUCCCCCCGGCUCCAGAAUCUACCUCGAAAAUUGGACAAUCCUCAGCUUUCACCUCUGUCCAUAGAUCACAGAGUCCACUAUUGAGUCCAUCAACCUCCACGUCCAGUUACGGCGAAGAGAAUCAUCAGUCCGAACACUAUGCACAGGCUGCAUCGCCUAAUCAACAACGUCGCUUCAAGAUUCCUGAUCAGAGUUCGGUCUCCUCGAAGAGCUUCUCUUCGUCACCGGAGACCCAGAAGCCACAAAUCAGUUCAACUAGUGACAGAAAAUCCCCAGUAACCAUUUUCAUGGAACCUAAGUCUGAAACGAACUAUGCGUCCAAGAAAGAAGCCGAUUCCUCUGAAACGCUGAACAGCAAUGGAAUGGCGGUAUCCAACUUAAGACAACCAUUAUCAGUGAUCACUGAUAAAACCUAUAAUCGUUCCAGUUCGAUGACAACCAAGAAAGAGUCUCUGAAGAGGCAUCAUUCGGAUGGACUCCUAGUAAUUUCUGAUAAGAGACCUAGGUAUCAAGAUACAAAUAGUUCAUCGAUUAAUCUAACUUCUUCUAAUGGCAUUUCGAAAUCUGGAGAAGAUCAAGCGAUCUCCGUGGAGGAUUUGUCGGGAAGAGCGACUUGUUCGACUAAUAGAAAUUCUAAUUCUAAUCCUAUGAAAUUUGCCGCAGUGGCUGGUCCUUCAGGCGCUAACGGCGAUAUGUGGAGGCCAUGGUGA
Molecule: messenger RNA, 1522 nt
Organism: Osmia bicornis bicornis
Lineage: Eukaryota; Metazoa; Arthropoda; Insecta; Hymenoptera; Megachilidae
Gene: dpn
Product: transcription factor HES-4-B-like
Exons: 3
Coding region: 146-1522 (458 amino acids)
Biological process (GO): regulation of transcription by RNA polymerase II; regulation of neurogenesis; anterior/posterior pattern specification
Cellular component (GO): nucleus
Molecular function (GO): RNA polymerase II cis-regulatory region sequence-specific DNA binding; protein dimerization activity; DNA-binding transcription factor activity, RNA polymerase II-specific
Source: RefSeq, a predicted model, not a curated record